CUACGUAGAAGAAAAAUCAAAGUAUUAUUUAAAGCAUCGUCAUGUUCCUGUUCAUCACCAGUCUUUUCCAAGAUAAACUUGCCCCUCACUCCACUUUCAACAUCACACUACACGAAUUAUUGACAUCAUUGACCCCCGCCACAUCUACAAACCAUAUAAUCGUAUACAAUUACGCACACCACUAUAAAACAAGCACGUAUACAUACUCACCUAAUCACCCAUAACAACUACCAUCUCCACCACAAUUCACAAUGGCUAUUCUCCAUCUUGCCGCUACCGCACCCAUCAACCCGCCCGGUGCUACACCCGUCCUCAACAAGGAGCAGGUUUGGGCUGGACUUCAACGCAAGGUUCGCUUCGCGCACGAAUUCGUGCCUCCCAUCACAUCCUGCAUCGUCGAGAAGGAAGAAGGCAACGUCGUCACCCGCCGAGUCGUCUUUGAGGGCGUCCGCGAACUUAGUGAGACCUGCACGGAAUAUGCGCCCUGCCGGGUAGACUUCCGCCUCGAAGAUGGAAGCGAGGUUGCCAACAUUGUGGGCGACGGACCUAGUGGUGAUGAGCAUGAUUUGCACUUGACUUAUGCUUUCAAAUGGGUUAUGCCUGAUAUCGCGGAGGGCAGUGAGGAGGCUAAGCAGACGCUGGCCAAGCAGCAAGAGAUGGCCCGUGGCGCUAUUAGCUCGAGUCUAGCUACUAUCAGAAAAAUGUAUGCGGAAGGCAAGCUCUAGAUGAUGUCGCUGGUGGCCUGGGCAAAAAGGAUUGGGUUCGGCUGUGCUCGUCAAUCUAGUGUUUUAGAGUUAUAAUUCUUAUCAAUUGUUGAAAAGGAGACAUCAUUACAUGCAUGACUUGUUUUCUAUAAAAUAAUAAUAAAUUAAAUAAUACAAGAAAGCUACGAAGAAUAUCUACUCUACCAACGUCAU
Molecule: messenger RNA, 917 nt
Organism: [Torrubiella] hemipterigena
Lineage: Eukaryota; Fungi; Ascomycota; Sordariomycetes; Hypocreales; Clavicipitaceae
Source: the annotation of a GenBank genome assembly